GCAAAGGAGGCAUGUACCGAAAGCGAUGGCGUCUGGCAUCGGCAAAGAUUUCGCAGAGACGUCGCUCGGCGCUUCUCAUUUGCACCGCCAAAAAUUGCACUAAGCUAGAGCACUUGUGCCGCCACACAAAAUCCUUUCCACCCACAUGCAUGCGACAGCAUCAAGAAGAAUACCAAGGAUAGAUUGUCCUUGACUUCGGCAACAAGAUGCCGCUCAUCAUUCUCACGGGUCUGCCGACGUCGGGCAAAUCGACGAGGGCGAACCAACUACAUGACUAUCUUACCGCCCGCAUAGCCGGAACAAAGUACCGGUUGCAUCUGAUAUCAGACGAUUCUCUAUCGAUAUCACGAACAGUAUACGAUCUCUCUACGGUGCCAGUGCACGCAAGAUCAGCAAAUGCGAGCGAAAAGAAUGCCAGAGCAGCCAUCUAUGGAGCUGUAAAGAGGGUUCUGAGCGACAAAGACAUUGUUAUUCUGGAUGGAUUGAACUACAUCAAAGGCUGGCGGUACCAGCUGCACUGUGAAGCGAAAGCCGUCCGAACCCCGAGCUGCAUAUUGCAGAUUGGAUGCUCCAAAGAGCGCGCACAGCAGGUCAACGAAGACAGGCUAAAACGAGACCAAGCUGCUGCUGUCGAGCAGGAGGGAAGCGAUGUACCAAACGAUGCGCCAGGCGACACUACAGAGGCGUAUGAGCCUGCAAACUGGGAGAAUCUCGUCUUCCGUCACGAAGAGCCCAAUCCUAUGACCCGCUGGGAUAGCCCUCUAUUUACAGUAAUAUGGGAAGAUGACGAGCAACAGUUGAAGAGAACAUUCGACUCUCUUUGGGAGGCGAUUGCUGGAGACGGCCGCAAAGUUAUCAAGCCAAACCAGGCUACAGAGCCACGCGGGCGCGAUGCGAGUGGCGAUUACUUAUAUGUGCUAGAUCGUGAAACACAAGACAUUGUGAAGCGAGUUUUGGAUCAGCAAGGCGACGAUGGUGGCGGGGAGGUGAAAGUGCCCCUUGGCACGGGUGGCAAGAAGGAUCUUGUUAUUGAGCUGCCGGCGGCGAGAAAGGUUGGCUUGCCAGAGCUGCAGAGACAUCGGAGGGCCUUUAUGGGGCUGAAUAGAGGGGGUAUUGGGCUGGAGAAGGUGACGAACAUGGCUGCCGAUGCGCUGCGAGAGUCGUUUGUCAACUACCUCAACAAUACGUUUGAGAAUGAGUAGGGAGUUUGAGGGAGCCAGUCUCAACCGACCAUCGGAUCCUACGCGCUCUAAAUAAGCCCGACAAGCCUACGUCUAUGCGCAACUUGAGUUGAACUGUGAUACGGGCCAAGACGAAGCCUGGACCCAAGCAUAUCGCGUUUUAGGGUAGGCGAUAUCGGAUAUACUACAAGCGACAUAUGAGUGGCCAUAUCCGCCCGCAGCAAUGAAGAUAAUAGUACCUAGCAAAAGCAGCAUUGAAUGAAUAGACUGGUGUUUUGACGUUAAAAUAGUCCUCUACGAUCUCUUACUAUUGAGAAGCGAGAAUUCGCAUGGAUAAUAACUACACAAGAUGCAUCGGUAGGAAUACUGUUAAAGAGGCAUUGGCG
Trichoderma asperellum CBS 433.97 is the source of this 1567-nucleotide messenger RNA. RefSeq lists its product as uncharacterized. NCBI's taxonomy places the organism in Eukaryota, Fungi, Ascomycota, Sordariomycetes, Hypocreales, Hypocreaceae. Gene Ontology annotation, biological process: tRNA wobble uridine modification. The record is from RefSeq and is a predicted model, not a curated record.